Messenger RNA from Penicillium taxi, 894 nucleotides. Its product is annotated as spherulation-specific family 4 protein. Lineage: Eukaryota; Fungi; Ascomycota; Eurotiomycetes; Eurotiales; Aspergillaceae. The coding region runs from base 1 to 894 and encodes 297 amino acids. The transcript is spliced from 3 exons. The record is from RefSeq and is a predicted model, not a curated record.
AUGGAGGAAAGUAAACAACACGUGAGCUGCCUUCGCUCUCGGACUCGAGUCUUCCUUUUGGCUCUAGGCACAUUCAUCAUCGUCUGCGCCGCUGUGAUCCCUGCUGCUGUUGUCACAACACUACACAAAAAGCACAACAUGGGCCCAAAAUCAAAGGUCUUCAUUCCGCUCUACGUGUACCCCGAUCCUGGAGCCUGGAGCCCUCUAGAAAAAGUGAUCUCUGCUCACCCCCAUGUGAACUUUACGGUUGUAAUCAACCCAGGAAAUGGGCCGGGGCCUGACGCAUUGCCUGAUGCUAAUUAUACCCGUGAAGUUCCCAUUCUCGCGUCGUACGCUAAUGUACGGCUUUUGGGGUACGUUCAUACGACUUAUGCCACUCGUAAUAUAUCCCUGCUCCAUAGAGAUAUUGAGACAUAUGCGGCUUGGCCUACCAAGUCUUCCAACCCCAACCUGGCUGUCCGGGGUAUAUUCUUCGACGAAACACCUCAGGCGUACAGUGAUCAUGCGUUGGAUUAUUUGCAAAAUCUGACUGAACUGACCAAGGGUCUAAACGGGCUUGGUUCGGAUCCAUUUAUUGUGCACAACCCUGGUGCUGUACCUGACUCCCGGUACCUCACAUCAGCAGAUUCAACAGUCGUCUUCGAAGGUACAUACAGCACCUUCCAAGAAAGGCUCGGGGCAAAAAUAUUCACGGCGAUCCCCGACAGUAAUCGCACCGAGUUAUGCGCAGUCCUACAUUCCAUCCCUAGCGAUGUGACUGGAUCUCAGCUGCGCAGCUUAGUAAAGCAGGUCCGCGGAGUAUCUGAUGAGAUUUUCAUGACACAUCUCAGUGAUGAUUACUAUGCUAGCUUUGGGCCACAGUGGGCUGAGUUUGUUGAUCAGAUGGCGGCUUGA